AUGUCAACAUCAUCAUCCCCUGCAAGGGGCCAAAGCCAAGGAGAAAAUGAGCCCGACGUUCUUUUUGCAUCAGAGAAGCGCGGGGGUGAUCUCGUGCCCUCAAGCCCCCAGACAAAUGAGAAUCAGAUUCCUCAAAGAUCGGAAGUUAUGCAGAAAGUUGUGCAAGAAGCGAUUAUACUCGCUGGAGGCGCCGUCGCUAUUUUGCUCCAGGUAGCUGAGCCUGGUGUUGGAAAGGGGGUGGAUAACCAUAGCAAUUUCGCAUACCGACCAAUUGAUCGCCUUCGCACAACAAUGACCUACAUUUACUGCAUGGUCUACGGAACUGAGACAGAGAAAGAAUUGAUCAUAAACUUUGUCCAUAAAGCCCACGCCGCCGUCCAGGGCCAGGAUUAUUCUGCCGAUGACCCCAAGCUUCAGCUAUGGGUCGCAGCCACCUUGUACGCAGUUGGAACCGAUAUCUAUCAACGCAUAUUUGGUCAAAUGACCGAGGAAGAAAGCGAGAUCAUUUAUCGCGAGUAUUCAAUCUUGGCAGUCUCACUUCGAGUUCCUCCCUCCCUCUGGCCUGAAACCAGGCAAUCCUUCUGGCAAUACUGGGACCAUAAGAUCGAGACUAUUCAAGUCACUGAUCACGCCAGGAGAGUUGCUGAGGAUCUACUGCGAAACAAGAAAGUACCAUUCGCUCUUCGCGCUGUCCUUCCCCUUGUUCGCCUCACUACCACCGAGAUGUUACCGCCCAGACUCCGUGAUGCAUAUGGGUUGAAAACCAGCAGGCUGAGGACAUUCACAUAUCGUGUUCUCCUUGGGAUGACAAGAGUCACUUAUCCUGCCCUUCCUCGAAGCGUGCGCACCUACCCAAUGCGGUAUUAUUUGAAGGAUAUGCGAAAGCGCCUUCAGGAUACACCGCACAAAGGUUGA
Messenger RNA from Penicillium malachiteum, 915 nucleotides. RefSeq names its product oxygenase MpaB family protein. Bases 1 to 915 code for a protein of 304 amino acids. The transcript has a single exon. Lineage: Eukaryota; Fungi; Ascomycota; Eurotiomycetes; Eurotiales; Aspergillaceae. The record is from RefSeq and is a predicted model, not a curated record. Gene Ontology annotation, molecular function: oxidoreductase activity.